Messenger RNA from Torulaspora globosa, 2046 nucleotides. It is a transcript of the gene KAR2, whose product is annotated as Hsp70 family ATPase KAR2. Gene Ontology annotation, molecular function: heat shock protein binding; ATP hydrolysis activity; ATP-dependent protein folding chaperone. The coding region runs from base 1 to 2046 and encodes 681 amino acids. The record is from RefSeq and is a predicted model, not a curated record. NCBI's taxonomy places the organism in Eukaryota, Fungi, Ascomycota, Saccharomycetes, Saccharomycetales, Saccharomycetaceae. The transcript has a single exon. Gene Ontology annotation, cellular component: endoplasmic reticulum lumen; cytoplasm; nucleus. Gene Ontology annotation, biological process: cellular response to unfolded protein; protein refolding; endoplasmic reticulum unfolded protein response.
AUGCUGUUCAACAGAUCAAGCAGUAGCAGAUGGCUGGCUCCAUUAGCGGUUAUUCUCUAUGCCCUGUUUGUGGUGGUUUUGCCGUUACAGGGAUCUGGUAAAUCGUCACGAGUAUUGGCGAGAGCAGACGAUGUUGAGAGUUAUGGGACAGUGAUCGGUAUCGAUUUGGGUACUACUUAUUCAUGUGUUGCUUUGAUGAGAAACGGAAAGACCGAAAUCUUGGCCAAUGAACAAGGAAACCGUAUUACACCUUCGUACGUGGCUUUCACGGACGAUGAGAGAUUGAUUGGUGAUGCAGCAAAGAAUCAGGUUGCUAGUAAUCCCAGAAAUACGGUUUUCGACAUCAAAAGGUUGAUCGGUUUGAAAUACGAUGAUAAAUCGGUUCAAAGGGACAUCAAACAUUUGCCAUUUGAAGUGGUUAACAACAAUGGAAAACCGGCCGUGCAGGUGACAGUAAAGGGGGAGAAGAAAGUUUUCACUCCUGAGGAGAUCUCUGGUAUGAUCUUGGGUAAGAUGAAGCAAAUCGCUGAGGAUUACUUGGGUAAGAAGGUUACCCAUGCGGUGGUUACCGUUCCUGCUUACUUCAACGAUGCUCAGAGACAAGCUACCAAGGAUGCCGGUACCAUUGCCGGUUUGAACGUGUUGAGAAUUGUCAACGAGCCAACUGCGGCAGCUAUUGCUUACGGGUUGGAUAAGUCGAAGGAGGAACAUCAGAUUAUCGUUUACGAUUUGGGCGGUGGUACUUUUGAUGUUUCGUUGCUGUCGAUUGAAAACGGUGUCUUUGAAGUGCAGGCCACCGCAGGUGACACUCAUUUGGGUGGUGAAGAUUUUGAUUACAAGAUCGUUCGUCAAUUGAUCAAGGCAUUCAAGAAGAAGCAUGGUAUCGAUGUCUCUGAUAACAACAAGGCGUUGGCUAAAUUGAAGAGGGAAGCCGAGAAGGCUAAACGUGCGUUGUCGAGCCAAAUGUCCACUCGUAUUGAAAUCGAUUCUUUUGUCGAUGGUAUCGAUUUGAGCGAAACAUUGACUAGAGCUAAAUUUGAAGAACUGAACUUGGACUUGUUUAAGAAGACUUUGAAGCCAGUUGAAAAGGUCUUGGAGGAUGCUGGGUUAGAGAAGAAGGAUAUCGACGAUAUCGUUCUUGUCGGUGGUUCGACUAGAAUUCCAAAGGUCCAACAACUAUUGGAAUCUUACUUUGACGGUAAGAAGGCUUCUAAGGGUAUUAACCCUGAUGAAGCGGUUGCCUUCGGUGCCGCUGUUCAAGCAGGUGUUUUGUCUGGUGAAGACGGUGUCGAAGACAUUGUUCUGCUCGAUGUCAACGCCCUGACUUUGGGUAUCGAGACCACCGGUGGUGUUAUGACUUCCUUGAUUAAGAGAAACACUGCCAUCCCAACGAAGAAGUCUCAAAUUUUCUCCACUGCGGUUGACAACCAACCAACCGUCAUGAUCAAGGUCUACGAAGGUGAAAGAGCUAUGGUUAGAGACAACAACUUGUUGGGUAACUUUGAACUGACUGGUAUCCCACCAGCUCCAAGAGGUGUCCCUCAAAUUGAGGUCACAUUCGCCCUGGAUGCCAACGGUAUUCUAAAGGUGUCCGCCACUGACAAGGGCACUGGUAAGUCCGAAUCUAUUACGAUCACAAACGACAAGGGUAGAUUGUCUCAGGAUGAGAUCGAUAGAAUGGUUGAAGAAGCAGAGAAGUUUGCCUCCGAAGACGCGGCUAUCAAGAAGAAGAUAGAAGCAAGAAACAAGCUAGAAAACUAUGCUCACUCCAUCAAGAACCAAGUCAACGGUGAUUUGGGCGAGAAAUUAGAGGAGGAAGAUAAGGAGACAUUGUUAGAGGCCGCCAAUGAUACUUUGGAAUGGUUAGAAGACAAUUUCGAGAGCGCCGUCAGCGAAGACUUCGAAGAGAAAUUCGAAUCUCUGUCGAAGGUUGCCUACCCAAUUACUUCGAAGCUAUAUGGCGCUGCCGACGGUGGCCCUGCUGGUGCUUAUGAGGACGAAGAUGAGGACGAAGACGGUGAUUACUUCGAGCAUGACGAAUUGUAA